Molecule: messenger RNA, 4686 nt
Organism: Ictalurus furcatus (blue catfish)
Lineage: Eukaryota; Metazoa; Chordata; Actinopteri; Siluriformes; Ictaluridae
Product: NACHT, LRR and PYD domains-containing protein 3-like
Exons: 9
Coding region: 233-3100 (955 amino acids)
Molecular function (GO): protein binding
Source: RefSeq, a predicted model, not a curated record
UAAAAGCAUCUCUCAGUGUGUAACAUUAUAAUAUUUAGAUGUGUUCCUGUGUGUUUCUAACCAGGAGCUGGAACACAAAGUCAUCACUCUGAUAAAGAAUGAGCUGAAGAGGUUUAGGAAGCUCCUGAGUCCGGAUUACCCAACAUGCCCUGAGAGGGAGGUGGAGGAUGAGGAGGAUCUGCACAGUGUCAGAGAGGGAGCGCUGAAGAUCACACUGCGUGUCCUGAAGAACAUGAACCACACAGAUCUCGCUAACACACUGCACAACAAACUCGCCUCUAUGUAUCAGACAGAGCUGAAAUCCAGCCUGAGAGAGAAAUUUAUAAGAAUUAAUGAAGGAAUCUCACAGCAUGGAAGCUCAGCACUUCUGAAUGAGAUCUAUACAGAUCUCUACAUCACAGAGGGUUGGAGUGGAGACGUCAAUAAUGAACAUGAGGUGAGACAGAUUGAGACAGCGUCCAGGAGACCAGCAACACAGGAGACACCCAUCAAAUGUAACGAGCUCUUUAAAGACAAGUCCAUCAGAAGUCUUCUGACUAAAGGAGUUGCUGGAAUUGGAAAAACAGUCUCUGUGCAGAAGUUCAUUCUGGACUGGGCUGAAGGAAAAGCAAAUCAGGACGUCACCUUCAUGUUUCCACUUCCUUUCAGAGAGCUGAAUCUGAUGAAGCAGAGAAAUCUCAGUCUGAUGGAGCUUCUUCAUCACUUUUUCCCAGAAAUGAGAAAACUAGAAUUACUAGACUCCUACACAGUGGUGUUGAUCUUUGAUGGUCUGGAUGAGUGUCGACUUCCUCUAAAUUUCCAGAAGAAUGAGAGAUUGUGUGAUGUGACAGAGUCAGCCUCGGUGGAUGUGCUGCUGACAAACCUCAUCAAGGGGAAUCUGCUUCCCUCUGCUCUCCUCUGGAUAACCUCUCGACCAGGAGCAGCCAAUCAGAUCCCUCCUGAGUGUGUAGACCAGGUAACAGAGGUACGAGGCUUCAGUGAUCCUCAGAAAGAGGAGUACUUCAGGAAGAGGAUCAGUGAACAGAGCUUGGCCGAUAAAAUCAUCACACGCAUGAAGUCUUCAAGAAGCCUCUACAUCAUGUGCCACAUCCCAGUCUUCUGCUGGAUCUCAGCCACUGUUCUAGAGAGAAUGUUGGGUGAAGCAGAGAGUGGAGAGGUCCCCAAGACUCUGACUCAAAUGUUCACACACUUCCUGAUCUUUCAGAUCAAACACAAGGACCAAAAGUACCAUCAGAAAUGUGACCCUGAUCCUCAGCAGACCAGAGAGAGUAUCCUGGCACUGGGGAAACUGGCUUUCCAACAGCUGGAGAAAGGAAACCUGAUCUUCUAUGAGGAAGACCUGAGAGAGUGUGGCAUUGAUGUUGGAGAAGUGGCAGUGUACUCAGGAGUGUGUACCCAAAUCUUCAGAGAGGAGUUUGGGCUUCACCUGGGGAAGGUGUUCAGCUUUGUACAUCUGAGUGUUCAGGAGUUUCUGGCUGCUUUAUACACAUUUCUCCGCUUUAUUUUUAGGAAGACAAAUGUGUUAGUGGAGCAACGCAUUGGACUUUUCCAUUUCUUCAGCAAGUCAACCAUGUCUGAUUUCCUCAGGAGUGCAGUGGACAAGGCCUUACAGAGUGAGAAUGGACACCUGGACCUGUUCCUCCGCUUCCUUCUGGGUCUCUCACUGGAGUCCAGUCGGGCUCUGUUACGAGGCUUAAUGCCACAGACAGGAAGCAGCUCUCACAGCAAACAGGAAACAGUCGAGUACAUCAAGGAGAAGAUCAGGGACAAUCCAUCUCCAGAGAAAUCCAUCAAUCUGUUCCACUGUCUGAAUGAACUGAAUGAUCAUUCUCUAGUGCAGGAAGUACAGACUUACCUGAACAGAGAAGAGAACUUUUGUCUCAGGGGAACCAGACUCUCUCCUGCUCAGUGGUCAGCUCUGGUGUUUGUGUUACUGAACUCAGAUCAGGAGCUGGAUGAGUUUGAUUUGAGGAAAUAUGACCCAUCAGAGGAAUGUCUUCUGAAGCUGCUGCCAGUGGUCAAAGCCUCCAGAAAAGCUGAGCUGUGGGAGUGUAAUCUGACAGAGGAAAGCUGUAGAGUUCUGUCCUCAGUUCUCAGCUCAAACUCCUCCAGACUGAGAGAACUGAACCUGAGACACAAUAACCUGCAGGAUUCAGGAGUGAAGCUGCUCUCUCCUGGACUGGAGAAUCCACACUGUACACUGGAGACACUGAGGCUGUGGGGAUGUAAUCUGACAGAGGAAAGCUGUAGAGUUCUGUCCUCAGUUCUCAGCUCAAACUCCUCCAGACUGAGAGAACUGGACCUGAGUGAGAAUAAACUGCAGGAUUCAGGAGUGAAGCUGCUCUCUGCUGGACUGGAGAAUCCACAAUGUACACUGGAGAUACUGAGGCUGUGGGGGUGUAAUCUGACAGAGGAAAGCUGUAGAGUUCUGUCCUCAGAUCUCAGCUCAAACUCCUCCAGACUGAGAGAACUGAACCUGAGUUACAAUAACCUGCAGGAUUCAGGAGUGAAGCUUCUCUCUGCUGGACUGGAGAAUCCACACUGUACACUGGAGAUACUGAGGCUGUGUGUGUGUAAUCUGACAGAGGAAAGCUGUAGAGUUCUGUCCUCAGUUCUCAGCUCAAACUCCUCCAGACUGAGACAACUAAACCUGAGUCACAAUAACCUGCAGGAUUCAGGAGUGAAGCUGCUCUCUGCUGGACUGGAGAAUCCACACUGUACACUGGAGAUAUUGAGGCUGCGGGAGUGUAAUCUGACAGAGGAAAGCUGUAGAGUUCUGUCCUCAGUUCUCAGCUCAAACUCCUCCAGACUGAGAGAACUGGACCUGAGUGACAAUAACCUGCAGGAUUCAGGAGUGAAGCUGCUCUCUGCUGGACUGGAGAAUCCACACUGUACACUGGAGACACUGAGCAUGUAUAAAUGCAGUAUUACAGAUGAACUGAGGUCAAACUCCUCAUCACACCUGAGAGAACUGGAUCUGAACUGUAAUAAUCCAGGAGAAUCAGGAGUGAAGCUGCUCUCUGAUCUACUGAAGCAUCCACACUGUAAACUGGAGACAUUAUACAUUAACUAUAAUAAACUCACCAGGACAGGCGUAUGACAGGAGUCUCACCUCAAACCUCUUCUCCAGGAUAAAGCAGUUUUGGUGAAGAGUUAGAAUCCGUCCCACAUUUCCAGCAGUUUGGAGGUGAAUCAUUAAACUUAAAAGGACAGAGCGGAUACAAAGUCAAGAACAGGCAGAACGUCAUACACAGGAGAAAUCAACACACGUAACGAAAUAUCUGCUGUAACACCAAAAGUAUUUGACCUCCAUUUAUACCAGUUCCUGAAGGUACUUGGAGACUGUGGUCAUUCACCGUAGGACCAAUUGCACUGACUCAGUAGCAAUACUACCUCCUGGCACUUUAGUGUAUUGUAAGAAUCAUUUUCAUGGUUGCCGUAAGAUUCAGGAUGUCUGGUGCUCCACUUUGUUUGAGAUUGUGGCCUACAUUGAUGAAGUGGGAACGCUGUAUAAGAUCAGACCACAUGGAGAAGAUGGCCCCAUUAAAACUGUCCAUUGCUCAGAACUUAAGCCUGUUCUUACCUGGCAAUAAUAUGCCAGGUAAACCAAUGGGUCAGGUCUACUGGCCCUUUCCAGCCCCAGGAGUGAGUAGAGCCAGAAAGACCUAGAAUUGGAGAUUAUUCACAAGUGGCCAUAGUCCACACGAGAACGGGUGUAAGGAACUCUGAGGGUCAAGUCCACGUUGAUUCUAGUUCUCAGCCCUCAGUGCUUCAGUCUAGUCCAACAGGGGUACAAAAUGAUUAUAGGUUCAUCUUUAGCGUCUCAACCCCAGGUGACCACACGAGAGCAAGAGUUGAAUUUAGAAACUUCUCUAGAUCUUCAUAUAGCUCAGUCACUUGAUCAGUCAGGAAUGGGUUUAGUUUCUAGGACAUCCUUUAGGCAUUCUACUCAUGGGACUUUCAGUGUUCACCUGGAUGGUGAUCAUUAAAGGUAGGGGUGAAUUUGGCAAAGUUGGUUGGAGGCGCUAUUGCGCAUGCCCACUAGAGGGUGCACUGAUUCUUUAUACACAUCACUUCCUGUCUAUAGAACCAUAUCCAGUGCUUGAAUCCUUUGCUACACUGUGAUUGUUGGUUGCUGGAAGAACAAGUUCUGUUGACAGCAAAUGUGUGUUAUAAAUGUGCCAACGCCAUUUAUACCUACCUGGACAGGCUAUUAUUUUGGGGGCUUGGUAGCGUGUGGUCAUAAUUUGUCUGCAUCGCAUUGAUUGUGUGUGGGUGUGAAGACGAAAAAAAUACCAACAAUACCAUCAAACCCGUAUGUGCUUGUUGAAUAUCCCAUUAUAGAUUUAGUCCCCCUUUGCUGUUAUAAUAACCUCCACUCUUUUAAAUAAUCUUUAAACUUUAUUUUGGAGCAUGGCCUUUGGGAUUUGUGCAUUUGAGCAUGCAUUUCACCUCCUGAAGAGGAGACUAAAGGGGGAAACCCCUCCCAACAAGCAACAAUUUGGUGAUAUCAGUGGAUCGCUGCCUGAUUAUUUAUUGCAAGGAAGGGAUAUGCAACCAAAUAGUCUUCAAGGAAAUCAAAGUAAAUAACACUAUCUGUUCCAAUAUUUUUGCUCACCUCAAAAUGUUCUAAGGUGUUUAACACAUCUAGAUGUAUAUAUCAAUAAAUUAAAGCUUCAAUUUUGA